AUGAUCGGCCUGCGACUGCUGAGCGCGUGUGCUGCGCUCGUGCUUGCCUCUGUCGCCUCGGCGGCCGAGCCCGCACCAGCUGCCCCGCCCGCCGACCUGUCCAUCCGUGUCGCGUCGUCGUCGGCGUUCGACCUCGUCUCGCGCUACCUCGAGGGCGUCCACACCCUGCGACCCGACGCCUUCUUCCCGUUCAUCCACACCCUCGCCGACUACCGCCUGCGCCCGCCGCGCUCCACCUUCUCCAACCCGGUCUUUGCCGAGCCCGGCCCCGGCAUCGACGGCAAGAAGCGCAAGGGCCAGUACAGCGACCACAACCCGAUCUUUACCCGGCACGCGCUCGCCAACGAGACGCUCGCCGCGCUCGAGUCGACCCUGCCGCGCAUCGACCAGUGGAAGAAGCGCGUGCGCGGCAGGUACGGCGACAUGCACCUCGCGCUCGUUGCGCAGGAGGGCCACGCCGCGCUCGAGGCCAUGCGCGACGUGUGGCUGCAGCGCGAGCGCGACGUCGUCCAGCCCGAGGCGCACAAGGGCGAGUGCGAGAGCUGGGCCGACGUCGGCGGCAAGAAGGCGUGCAGCAUGGAGCAGUUUUGGGUCGCGGUUGGGCGCGUGCAGGCGAUCGAGCAGGGCCCGAUCCGCCUCGACGGUGGCUCGCCAGCGACGUACGACUUUGACCACUUCCUCCCCGCCGACCUCGACGAGUCGCUGCCGCUCGUCGUCCUGUACGCCGCGCCGACCGACGAGGCCUUUGUCGCCCUGUUCAAGGGCUUGUACGCGCUUGCCGCCCGCCCGAGCCCGCGCAUCCAGCUCGCGCUGCGGUGGAAGCCCGACACGGCCGUCGAGCUGCAGGGUUACGCGCCAGACUUUGCCGUCGAGGCCGUCAUCAAGGACGGGUUCGAGGCGCCCGAGGUCAAGGACGUCGCCGACUUUGCCAACCGCGCUGCGUCGUACAUCGUCGGCGCCAAGGACCAGGUCGCCGCGCUGAACGAGGUCGCCUCGACGCUCCCGCUCGUCGCCGACGCCGUCUCGAACACGAAGCGCCGCGGCAGCCUCGCCAAGACGUCGACCCUCGCCGAGCGCGUCACGCUCAACGGCAUCCCGAUCUCGCCCGCCGACCUCACGCACGCCGACCUGCUCGCCCUCAUGCAGUCGGAGCGCAAGGUCAUGCAGGACCUGCACUCGGUCGCCGCCUCGCUCCUCCAGGAGGAGCGGGCCCGCGACAUCGUCCUCGCGGCCAACCUCACGCUCGAGCAGCCGCGCAAGUCGGCCAACAGCCUCGCGAUCCCGACCGUCGACAAGCCGCUCGCGUUCGUCAACCUCGCCGAGGCGUUCAAGGACCUCCCGACCCGCUUCUACCGCGCGUCGUACCUCGAGGGCGUCGUCGCCGAGGAGAACGAGGAGGGCGACCCGCCGGCCAUCUCGACCUUCUGGGUCGUCGCCGACCUCGACUCGGACGAGGGCCGCACGCUCGUCACGAACGCGCUCCGAUACGCCGACACGACGGGCGAGAUCCGCUUCUCCAACGAGCUCCCAGAGGCGUACCCGCAAGAGCUCAUCGACUUCCUCGAGCUCAACGCGAGCAACGAGCACCCGCCGCGCCGCAAGCUGAGCGACCAGUGGACGGCCGAGAACCCGAUGACGCCGUUCGUCGAGAAGGGCAUCACGGGCGACGCGGCGCAGAACGUCACGAUGUACUGGAAGGGCGUCGCACCGUUCGCCGAGCGUGUCGGCGUCCAGCCGGGCGAGGCGGCCGUCAUCCUCAACGGUCGGAUCAUCCACCUCGCCGACAAGGUCUUUGCGACGGGCAGCUUCCAGGCGCUGCACCAGUACGAGCUCAAGCGCCGCAUCAAGCCCGUGCACGAGGCGUGCAUCCCGCACUACCCGGACCAGGUCGCUGCCGACCGCCGCCUCCAGGCCGACAUGGUCGCCAUCGCGACCUCGGUCGCCGCGAGCUCGGCGGGCACGACGCGCAUGGCGACGCCGCGGGGCGCCGCCGUCAAGGGCCUUGCCUCGAUCACGCACGGCAACCGCGACCGCGCCAUGUUCGAGUUCGUCGCCGUCCUCGACCCGCUCGGCCCGCUCGCGCGCCAGGUCGCGCCCCUCCUCCUCGGCCUGCGGUCCCACACCCUCGUCUCGUACCGCGUCUUCCUCCUCCCUGCCUCGGCAUCCACCACCGUUGACCUCAAGACGCUGUCGGGCCGCUCGUUCCCGGCCAAGAUCCAGUUUGGCGAGGACCAGCACGAGCGCGCGCCGUCGGUCGACUUUGCUGGCCUGCCCGAGGGCGCCGUCCUCGACGUCAAGGCGUUCGUGCCGCAGACGCGCGAGGAGUUCUCGGGACCGGGCGGCAAGGGAGGAGAGAGCGUCAGGGUCGUUGGGCGCGGCGAGGAGGGCAAGCCGCAGGUCGUGCUCUUCUCGAGCGCGGGCGAGGAGAAGGAGGUCGAGGCGGUCGAGGACAAGGCGCAGCACGUCCGCGACGAGCUCUAGAGCAUCCCUUCCCUCCAUUCGGCAUCAGUAUCUAGUCCGUCAUCUGCAUCGCAGCGACCAGUUCGCUCGCUUCGUC
Molecule: messenger RNA, 2557 nt
Organism: Rhodotorula graminis WP1
Lineage: Eukaryota; Fungi; Basidiomycota; Microbotryomycetes; Sporidiobolales; Sporidiobolaceae
Exons: 8
Coding region: 1-2481 (826 amino acids)
Cellular component (GO): endoplasmic reticulum
Molecular function (GO): UDP-glucose:glycoprotein glucosyltransferase activity
Source: RefSeq, a predicted model, not a curated record